Molecule: messenger RNA, 1280 nt
Organism: Tyto alba (common barn owl)
Lineage: Eukaryota; Metazoa; Chordata; Aves; Strigiformes; Tytonidae
Gene: GPX2
Product: glutathione peroxidase 2
Exons: 2
Biological process (GO): response to oxidative stress
Molecular function (GO): glutathione peroxidase activity
Source: RefSeq, a predicted model, not a curated record
GGUCAAACGGCGUGGUGGGAGGCAACGGGAUGGCCGCUGGCACUGGGACCAGUGGGCGCCAGGACUGGGGGGACAGCAGCAGGCACCGGGACGGCGAGCACAGGAAGCCCCAAUGCCAAAACAGCACUGGGGAAAAACUGUGGGGCACCCGCUCGCUCUCCCCAUUUCCCACCUUGGUGUGAGUCGCCCUGUGCAGCUCCACCUCCCGGAGUCCCGUUAUUUCCAUCCCAGCCCUCGCGGAUGGCCCGUGCAGGGCUGGAGGUGCCAAGCCUCCCCCCCCCCAGCAUCCCACACCUCGAGGGUAUGGGGAAGAGCAGCCGUGCCACACCAUGAAUUAUUGAGGCAGGUAGGAGCAGCACCUUGGCCCCACACCCUCCCCUGCCUCUUCCUUCCCCCCCCCCCCGGGUGGGUGCCAGCGGGUGGGGACGGCUCCGGUUUCUGCCAAGUCACGGCAGGGCGAAGAGACCUUUGGAACCGGCGCAUCACGUGGGGCACCAGGCAGCCCUUAAGGCACCCCGACGGGCGCACGGGGGAAGGCAGACGCUCGCCCGCAGCCAUGACCAUCCCCAUCGCCAAGUCCUUCUACGACCUGAGUGCCACCUCCUUGCUGGGGGAGAAGGUGGACUUCAACGUUUUCCGGGGCCGCGUGGUCCUCAUCGAGAACGUGGCGUCCCUCUGAGGCACCACGGUGCGGGAUUACACCCAGCUCAACAUGCUCCAAACCCGCUAUCCCCGCCGGUUGGUCGUGCUGGGCUUCCCCUGCAAUCAAUUUGGCUACCAGGAGAACGGCACCAACGAGGAGAUCCUCAACAGCCUGAAGCAUGUGCGGCCGGGGGGCGGCUUUGAGCCCAACUUCACCCUCUUCCAAAAGUGCCAGGUGAACGGGCACGACACCCACCCCGUCUUCGCCUACCUGAAAGCUCACUUGCCCGCGCCGGCCGACGAGGCGGCCCACCUGAUGGCCGAGCCCCGCUUCCUCACCUGGAGCCCCAUUCGACGCUCUGACAUCUCCUGGAACUUCGAGAAGUUUUUGGUGGGUCCCGAAGGGGAACCUUUCCGGCGCUACAGCCCCCGCACGCCCACCGCCCAGCUGGAGCCCGAUAUCCAGCGUCUCCUCAAACUGGCCAAGUAGGGCCGGCUCCGGCAUCCCCCUCGCCCCCAGGACAGCCCCAGCUCUCCGCCGGGUGACAGCCCCCUCUGAAAAUGCCACGGGGAGGGGGCUCGAUGCGGGCAGAAGGCUGGGGCAAUCGGGGCGGCGCGGGCUGGCGGCAAUAAAUGAG